UCAGCUGGAAAAGUAAGAAAUCCCACCAUUUUUUCUUCAAGGGCGGGCGUGUUUGUGGGCAGGAGCGAGCACCGGCGCCGUAGCACGUCCGUGCAAUCAACCGCCCUACGACGUGUCUCCAUUAGCUGCCGUAAGUGCUCCAGGACGGGACGAUCGCAUAUAUACAUCCACCCAAGCCAUGUCCAGGCUGACUCGACAUCGCCAUGUCAUCGACGAGAGCGCGGCGGAGCGACGGCCGGCAGUUCGGGGUGGGCGGCCGGUGGCGGCACGUGGCGGUGGUCGACACGGGGUGUCGGUGCCGCCCGCGCCGCCAGAGGCUGGCGUCCUUCCUCUGGCCGUCCACGAAGCCGCCGGUGACGAGGAGCAGCAGCAGCUCCCAUCCGUCAUCCUUGUUCCCCUCCUCCGCCUCCACCGCUUCCUCGGCCUCCGCCCGCGUCUACAAGCACCAGCAGGAGCCCUACGGGGCGACGGCAAAGGCGUCGCCGCCGGUUGCGACGAAGAAGGUGGGCAGCAACCCGGCGAAAAAGAGGCGCGAGAAGAUGGCAGCAGCGGCGGCCGAGGAGGAGGAGGAGGUUGGGGUGGCGGUGGAGAAGGAGUCGUCGGACCCGCGCGGCGACUUCCGUGACAGCAUGGUGCGGAUGGUGGUGGAGAUGGGGCUCUGCGACUCGGACGGCCUCCGCUCCAUGCUUCGCCGCCUGCUCGCCCUCAACGCGCCGCCACACCACGCCACCAUCCUCGCCGCCUUCGCCGAGGUCUGCGCCCAGCUCGCCUCGGAGUCUUCAGCGCCGCCGCCUCCGGCGUAUCAAUACACGAGUGACGAGUGACCAUUCGUCGGCUCGGCAAGCCGGCCGGCCAGGUCGUCUGCUCUGCUCGUGUUUCUGUUCUGUGUGGUCUCAAGAUCCUGGCACCACCUGGUGUACACAUAAACCUGCGACUACCAAUAGUGUCGUAUAAUGUGUGUGCUUGUGUGGCCUUCAGUUUUGCAUGAAGGUCAUCAAGGAAGCUUGUUACUCCCCUAGUGUCAAAAAACGUCUUAUAUUCCGGGACGGAGGUAGUAGUUAAUCAGCUCAAAUAUGUAACUAUUUGUGUGAUUAGCAGUGCUUGCUUGUUAUUCUACAUUCUACAUGCA
This is a messenger RNA of Triticum urartu, 1129 nucleotides long. RefSeq lists its product as uncharacterized. The record is from RefSeq and is a predicted model, not a curated record. Gene Ontology annotation, biological process: negative regulation of DNA-templated transcription. Lineage: Eukaryota; Viridiplantae; Streptophyta; Magnoliopsida; Poales; Poaceae.